This is a messenger RNA of Dichotomopilus funicola, 1185 nucleotides long. RefSeq lists its product as uncharacterized. Gene Ontology annotation, molecular function: GTPase activity. Lineage: Eukaryota; Fungi; Ascomycota; Sordariomycetes; Sordariales; Chaetomiaceae. The coding region runs from base 1 to 1185 and encodes 394 amino acids. The transcript has 2 exons. The record is from RefSeq and is a predicted model, not a curated record.
AUGGAUUCGAGUUCAACACCGACACCAGCCUCAGAUGGCCCAUCCGAGCAACCCGUCGUGGUCGUCUGCGUCGGGAUGGCAGGAGCAGGGAAGACAACCUUCAUGCAGCGCAUCAACGCCCAUCUCCACGCCAAGAAAGAGCCUCCUUACGUCGUGAACCUUGACCCUGCCGUCACCUACUCGCCGUAUCAGAGUAACAUUGACAUCCGGGAUUCCGUCAACUACAAGAAGGUCAUGGAAGAGUACAACUUAGGUCCUAAUGGAGGUAUCAUGACGGCCCUGAAUCUCUUCACCACCAAGGUGGAUCAAGUUCUUGGCCUUCUCGAGAAGAGGGCAGCACCCGAUCCGGAGAACCCGAGCCGAAAACCCAUCAAACACAUCCUCGUCGACACGCCAGGCCAAAUAGAAGCCUUCGUGUGGUCGGCAUCAGGAAGCAUUCUCUUGGACUCCCUCGCGUCAUCGUUCCCUACCGUCAUCGCAUACAUCGUCGAUACCCCGCGCACGAGCUCCACCUCGACCUUUAUGAGCAACAUGCUCUACGCUUGCAGUAUCUUGUACAAAACCAAGCUGCCGAUGAUCAUCGUCUUCAACAAGACCGACGUGAAGGACGCAUCGUUUGCGAAGGAGUGGAUGACCGACUAUGAAGCAUUCCAGGAGGCGUUGGACAACGACCAAAACAGCAAUGCCUUUGGAGGGCAAGAAGGCGAGGGUGCGGGGAGCGGAUACAUGGGCAGCCUUCUGAACAGCAUGAGCCUUAUGCUGGAGGAAUUCUACAGCCACCUCAGCGUAGUAGGCGUCAGCUCCGUCCAAGGUACGGGGAUCGAUGAAUUCUUCGAGGCUGUGAAAGAGAAGGCGGACGAGUUCAGAAGGGAUUAUCAGCCGGAGUUGGAUCGCAAACGAGCAGAAAGGGAAGAGGUUAAGAAGAAGCAAAGGGAGAAAGAGUUGGAUAAGAUGAUGAAGGGUAUGUCGAUGGGCAAUGUGGCAUCUACCAGCGCUCCAGGCGACAUUAAGUUGGAGGAUGACGAUAUGGAACCACUGAGCCCGGAUGAAGCCAGUGAAGAUGAGCUUGAUGAUGAGCAAGACCGGGAGGGAUUGCAGGCGAGGUACGAGGCAUCCAUGUUGCACCAAGAGGAUUCCACGGCGGCAGACGCGAGCUUUGCCAAAUAUCUACACUCCCAGCGAUAG